CCCCCCCCCCAAUCCCCCUCCCCCGUCCGUCUGGGUCGAUGGCUCGCCUCCUCUCCCCCCUCCCAAUCGUCGCCACCGCCGCCGCCGCCGCCUCCCCCUCCCGCUUCCGCAUCCCCGCCGUCUCCGUCGCGCGGCGUCAGGCGCUCUUCGGCGGAAGAGUAGGGCUGAGGGUGCCCGCGAGACUGUCAACGAGGGGAGUGAGCGCCGGCGCGGAGGCGGGCGGGCCCGCAGCUCGAGCGGCCACGGUGAUCAGCCCCGAGGAGGCCGUGGAGUGGGUCAAGAAGGACCGGAGGCGCCUGCUCCACGUCGUCUACCGCGUCGGCGAUCUUGACAAGACUAUCAAGUUUUAUACGGAGUGCUUAGGGAUGAAGCUGCUGCGGAGAAGGGACAUCCCGGAGGAGAGGUACACCAACGCCUUUCUUGGGUACGGACCAGAGGACUCGCAUUUUGUUGUGGAGCUCACUUACAACUAUGGUGUCGAAAGUUACGAUAUUGGGUCUGGUUUUGGUCAUUUUGGAAUUGCUGUUGAGGAUUUAAGAAGCACUAAUCGCGUGUCAAGUAUAAGUAGCUCAUCUAUAGCUUUCUUCUACAUGAAUGAGCUCAGAAUAUUGCAGGUCGAAAAAACAGUGGAACUUAUUAAAGCCAAGGGAGGAACAGUAACAAGGGAGCCAGGUCCGGUAAAAGGUGGAAAGUCAGUCAUUGCCUUCAUUGAAGAUCCUGAUGGUUACAAAUUUGAGCUUAUAGAAAGAGGUCCCACACCCGAGCCUUUGUGCCAAGUAAUGCUUCGAGUGGGAGAUCUUGAUCGUGCUAUAAGUUUCUAUGAGAAGGCAUUUGGUAUGGAACUUCUUCGCAGGAAAGACAAUCCUCAAUACAAGUAUACCAUUGCUAUGAUGGGAUAUGGCCCUGAAGACAAACAUGCUGUACUGGAGUUGACAUACAAUUAUGGUGUGAAGGAAUAUGAUAAAGGAAAUGCUUAUGCACAGAUUGCUAUUGGUACUGAUGAUGUCUACAAGACCGCGGAAGUCGUUAGACAAAAUGGGGGACAAAUAACUCGUGAACCUGGUCCAUUACCUGGCAUUAGUACCAAGAUAACUGCCUGCACAGAUCCAGAUGGCUGGAAAUCAGUAUUUGUUGACAAUCUAGAUUUUCUCAAGGAGUUGGAAGAAUGAGUUUUCAGGAAGAUAUCAUCUUCGUACAGGUUUCACUGGCCUUUUUCCUCGAGUUGCUAGCACCCCCCCAUGAAAUCUUGUAAAAGCUUCGAAGCGAGGUUUGUAGAUAGGUUGUCCAAUCUACCGUGUCAUCACUGGUUUUUCAUAGAGAAUUAGGUUUGCUACUUCUUAUGAUGUAGAUGUGCAAUCCGUUUUGUUAGCGAAGUAAAAUUAUAUGUGCAUUUUAUUCUUCUGACAAGCCAGAAAGUAUUUCCAGAUAUGCA
Molecule: messenger RNA, 1432 nt
Organism: Triticum aestivum (bread wheat)
Lineage: Eukaryota; Viridiplantae; Streptophyta; Magnoliopsida; Poales; Poaceae
Product: putative lactoylglutathione lyase
Exons: 10
Coding region: 39-1169 (376 amino acids)
Cellular component (GO): cytoplasm
Molecular function (GO): lactoylglutathione lyase activity; metal ion binding
Source: RefSeq, a predicted model, not a curated record